Molecule: messenger RNA, 792 nt
Organism: Chironomus riparius
Lineage: Eukaryota; Metazoa; Arthropoda; Insecta; Diptera; Chironomidae
Source: the annotation of a GenBank genome assembly
AUGUCGUUUGAAAUUUCCAAUUUGAGUAAGAAAAAAGCAAAGAAUCAAAAGAAUAUAGGAAACAAUAACAUCAGCAAUGGUGGAAAUCAUAACGAAAUAACAUCUGCAUCAUCGGGAGUUAAUAAUAAAACGCAGACAAACCGUGCCGGAAUACGGGUCUUUAAAAUUGUGAUUUUAGGGGAUGGUGGCGUUGGAAAGUCAGGCAAGUAUAUGUCUGUGACUCUUCAAUUUGUAUCACAUAGCUUCCUCGAUUAUCAUGAUCCUACAAUUGAGGAUUCAUAUCAGCAACAAGCGAUUAUUGACGGAGAGCCUGCUCUUCUCGAUAUUCUUGACACGGCAGGGCAAGUAGAAUUUACUGCCAUGCGAGAUCAAUACAUGAGAUGCGGAGAGGGAUUCAUCAUCUGCUAUAGCAUUUGUGAUCGACACAGCUUUCAAGAAGCAUCAGAAUACAGGAAAUUAAUAACACGAGUCCGACUCACAGAGGAUAUUCCAUUAGUGCUAGUUGCUAAUAAAUUAGAUUUACAAUCUCAACGUAAAGUGUCGACGGAAGAAGGAAAGUCUCUUGCAAUGCAAUUUGGUUGUCACUUUUAUGAGACAUCAGCAGCUCUUCGGUGUAAUGUAGAUGAAGUUUUCUACACAUUAGUUCGAGAAAUACGUAGGAAGGAAAUGCAAAAAACGCAAAACAACGACACAGGCUCUGAAAAAAUUCGAUGCAGAAGUAAGCGAAGUAAAUGGCUACGUCUACGUUCCAUUUUCGCAAUUGUUUUUAAGAGAAAACGAUCAAAUAACUGA